Molecule: messenger RNA, 5585 nt
Organism: Cheilinus undulatus (humphead wrasse)
Lineage: Eukaryota; Metazoa; Chordata; Actinopteri; Labriformes; Labridae
Gene: mpp3a
Product: membrane palmitoylated protein 3a
Exons: 20
Coding region: 143-1978 (611 amino acids)
Cellular component (GO): plasma membrane; cell-cell junction
Molecular function (GO): protein binding
Source: RefSeq, a predicted model, not a curated record
GAGGAGGAGGAGGAGGAAGAGGAGGAAUCAGAGCGAGAGAAACCGUGUGGCUGCAGUCAGUAGGGACACAAACAGAGAGAGAGAGGAAGAGGAGGAGAAACGGAGAAGAGAAGGUUUCCUCCCUCCCUCACCUCACUGACCCAUGAAAGAAGCCAUGCCGGUCCUCACAGCAGGAGCAGGGCUGCAUGAGACGCUGGCCCUGCUGACCUCUCAGCUGAGGCCUGAUGCCAAUCACAAAGAGGACAUGGUUUUCCUGAAGGAUGUCUUCAGUGAGAGGAGUCUGGGAUACCUCAUGAAGAUUCAUGAAAAGUUGAGACAGUAUGAGAGACAAAGUCCAACGCCUGUCCUCCACAGUGCCUCUUCUCUGGCAGACGAUGUGGCAGAGGAGCUGCAGAGCGGACCAAUGAGCACAGAGGAGAAGGAGCUGCUGCACCUGUUAACAUCACCUCAUCUUAAGGCCGUUCUCUCUGUACAUGACACUGUGGCUCAAAAGAACUUUGACCCCGUGCUGCCACCUCUACCAGAUGAUCUAGAGGAUGAGCUGGAGGAAGAGUCAGUGAAGAUUGUCCGGCUGGUGAAGAACAAGGAGCCUCUGGGAGCCACCAUAAGACGAGAUGAAGCCACUGGGGCUGUGAUCGUGGCUCGGAUCAUGAGAGGAGGUGCAGCUGACCGCAGUGGUUUGGUCCAUGUAGGAGAUGAACUCAGGGAGGUUAAUGGAGUCUCUGUGAUCCACAAAAGGCCGGAUGAGAUCAGUCAGCUGCUGUCCCAGUCCCAGGGCUCCAUCACUCUGAAGAUAAUCCCUGCCAUUAAAGAAGAGGACCGCCUGAAGGAGAGCAAGGUGUACAUGAGAGCUUUGUUUGACUACAUCCCAUUGGAAGAUAAAGCGACACCUUGCCAAGAGGCAGGACUCCCCUUCAAACGGGGGGACAUCCUGCAGGUGGUGACCCAAGAUGACCCCACCUGGUGGCAGGCCAAGCGUGUGGGAGACAGCAACCUGCGAGCCGGACUCAUCCCCUCCAAACAGUUCCAGGAGAGGCGACUGGCUUACAGGAUGAAAAUGGGCACACUCCCGAAUCCUAAAUCGCCUAAAAAGCCUGCCUAUGACCAAGGAUGUGAUAAAGAGGACUGUGACUGUGAGGGCUAUUUCAAUGGACAGUACAUAGUCUCUCCUAAGUGUAAAGCAGUGGCGCCCUCCUGUGGCCAGGUGUUUUCCUGGGAAUUUUAUUCAGCUGGUUUGCGGAGAAGUUUUCGUCUGAGUCGAAAGGACAGGCAAGGAUCCUCCGGGGAGGGCUCUGAUCCAGGAGACCCUGACUUCCUGACAUAUGAGGAAGUGACCCGCUACCAGCAGAGGCCCAACGAGAGGCCCAGGCUGGUGGUGCUGAUCGGAUCUCUUGGAGCGCGAAUCAAUGAGCUCAAACAACGAGUGAUCGCUGAAAACCCACAUCGCUUUGCAGUGGCUGUUCCACACACCACCAGGCCCAAGAAGCCUCAUGAGAAGGAGGGAGUGGAGUAUCACUUUGUCACCAAACAGCAGUUUGAUGCAGAUGCUUUAAAUAACAAAUUCAUCGAGCAUGGAGAAUACAAGGAGAACCAGUAUGGCACGAGUAUAGAAGCGAUCCGCUCCGUGCAGGCCAAGAAUAAGAUGUGUAUAGUGGACGUGCAGCCUGAGGCACUGAGGAGACUGCGGACGGCAGAGUUCAAACCCUACGUCAUCUUUGUCAAGCCUCGUGUUCCUGAGAGCAGACGUCGCCGCAGCGCUGCAACCUCACCAGGAGGGGGCGACCAUGGCCGCGUUACAGAUGAAGAUUUGCAGGAGAUGCGACAGUCUGCCAUUCAGAUUGAUCAGCAGUACGGACACCUAGUCGACCGAGUGCUGAUCAAAGAGGACUCAGCGAGUGCCUGUGCAGAACUGCGGGGGAUCUUGGAGCGGCUGGAGCGAGAGUCCUUCUGGGUGCCUCUCAGCUGGGUGCGGACCUAAACUCACAUACCCCUCUGCAAGAUUCACAGCCUACCCGUCCCGAUUCCGCACCGGUCCAGAGCUCUCCUCCACUCACCAAAGGCUUACUGGGGCGGCCCGAGAGCCUGCUGAGCUCUCUCUAUGCGGCUGACGCAGGGCUGCUCAGACAGCCAUAAAGAGAAGCACCAAAGGGAGAGGAUGAUGUCGGAGGAGGACGCCAUCGUCUGGGGUGUUGUAGCGGAUCGAUCACUGUCGUUUAAACACCCAGAAAUCACUGUCUGACUGUCACUUCCAAGAGUUAUCAUCCAGGUUUGGAUUUAAUUUAUUUAUUGACUUCAAGUAAAAAAAAAAAAAAAAAAAAGCUGGAGUUAAUUUACUAUUUCUCAUACUGUCAGGUUUCCACUCAGAGGACUUCUCAGCCAAUCUGCUUUAUUGUUGGACUAUCUUCAGAAGCAUGUUUCUUAAGUUUAUUUCAACUUAACGCCAAUCUCAGACUGCUUCCUGUUCCUGCUAAUGCAUCCUGUACAGCAUAAGACCCAUCCAACACUCUCCAGAGCAGGGCUGGUGGGUGGAAGUGAAUGCAUUUGAAACUCUUCUUUUUCGCUUAAUUCAUAUGAUUCCCACAAAGACAGAAACUUAACGGAAUGUGACCAGUCUUAUUUUCUACAGAACUGUUUGUUUUUAGGAGACAUGCAUGGUUACUAAUCUCAGAUGUAAAUACUGUAAAUGUUUACUCCUCGUGUGCCAACGAAUGAUCUCGUAGCACUUCAAUGCAACCUGUUUACCAUUAUUCCCUGGGAACCCACAUUUGUUUGAGUGUAAAAACAAUAAUUUGCACAGAGUAUAUGUGAAUGGAUGUCACUGUGUAUGUUCACAUACACCAACCUAAGAGUCUUCUGCGUACUGGAAGGGGUUUUGUACAAUGUCCUUGCACAUAUCUGUAUUUUUGACAGCAGGAGAAGUAAAAUCAGGAUUUAUUUGAGUAUAAGGGUUUUGUUUACGAUGAUACAAACUGGAAUUUAAACAAUAAAUCGAUUGAUUAAUUAAAACAUUAACAGUCAGCUUUUAGCAGAUGUUUUUGAUAAAUGUAGUUUAAUAUUUUCUGCAAAAAGCCAAACAUUCCCAGGUUAAAGCUGCUCAGUUGUGAGGUUUUUCUAUGUUGUCCAUUGCAUUUAACUUAACGCUGGAAUUAAGUCAGACAAAGAGAUGAAAACACACAUCUUUGGAUGUAAAGAAGAUUGUACUGGAUUUUUUCACUAUUUUCAUACAUUUUUUGGACAAAAAAUGCUCUACAUCAUAUUGUGAGCUUAAAACUAAAUCCACCUUAAAAUGAUGUUUAACUUACAGGACAGAGUCCUAAUAUACAAGUCUCUAUUAAAAACUGUCACAAACUGCAUUUUUGUCGCUAAGUCAGACUGAAUCCUGGAUCUGGAAAUAUGCCACUGUAAGGAAAUGUUUCAUGUAAAAUGUUCCUGCUCAUCUCAGCAUUGAAAACAUUAAAUUUACUUCUCAUUUUUGCCCUAAAAUAUUCCACUAAAGCCGAGGUCAGACUACAUGAUUUCUCACCUGUUACAAUUGUCCUGUGACAGAUUUUCCAUGAAGUUCCCACCGCACACUUUUGGUGUCCUUGAUUGUCAUUCACUGUGACACUACAUGAAGUGAAAUGACAGAUUUUCAAUGUCGACAGGUCCAGAAUCCAUACGACUGACAGGUCAGAGGUCGUGGUGGUGCUGAAAACUUGUAGUCUCAGCUCAGUUUCAGAUGUUUCCAUGGAAUAAGAGGCAAUAUUUCACAUAUGUUACAGUUUAUAUGAAGCCAUGCAUACUUGUAUUACUUAAAAGCAUGCAAAUGUUUCAUUUGAUUAUAACACUCUUCUGAUGAAUGCUACGUUUGGAGUAAGUCCUGAUUUGGGAAUAUCAAAAUGCUAUUUAGAUGGCCUAUUUGGAACAUCUCAAUAUGUUGUUUAAUAGGUGGAAACUUUGUGUCCAUGUUAAUAUGAUACAUGAUGUCUUUUCAGACAAACAGAUCAUAAACAAUUUAUUAUACCGAUGGGCAGUUUGGAAGAAAAAAAUAGCCCUUGAAGGGAAGCCACAUGGGGACAAGCGUUUUUACACCUUGACUUAUUUAUAAUGGUAAUCAUGGGCAACAGUGUCAGUUUCCCAUGAAAAUAAGCUGUUAUCAGUUGUUUUUUCAAGGUCCAGAGGACUGUUCUGAAAUGUGUUGCAUUAACACACAAAAAAAUCCUCCUCUUGUUAAGAUUUAUUUUUUUUCUUGUUUUUUACUAAGGUGUGUUUUCUCCUUUUUUUGUAGUUGAAAUUUUCUCUGCUCUUCUGAGUUUGUGAGUUAGUGAUGUCCCAAACAAAACAUUUUUUUCUGAUUUGACUGCAACAGGCUUCUGUAAAAAUGAACUUAUUUAUAUGAAAAAAGCAUUAUUAUCCUGUGACAAUAAUGUCAUUUUUACAGGAAAGCAGAGUAAAAUAAAAUGUUUGGAUGCCCGUCCACUUAGGUCACAAAUUUGGCCCCUAACAUACAGUAUGAGCUUUAAUGGAUAUAAAAAUCCACACAGGAGGAUUUUGUUGUUAAUCUGUCCUUAUGAAACUUUUUUAGGAAGAGAUCUUUCCUAGAAAGUGAGGAGAGAAAUACUUUUUACAGGGGCAUGGAGGGUUGGUUUAUUUUCUGAGAACUCAGAAAUCAGGAGAACUCUUGUUAUUCCAGUUUUUUUGUUUGUUUGUUUGUUUUUGACAGAAAAUAGCAAAAACUGAAAAACUAAGCCGUUUUUCCCCUUUCUUCAAUUCUGACAAAAAAGAAACAGAUUUUCCAUGAAGUUCCUGCCACACACUUUUGGUGUCCUUGAUUGUCAUUCACUGUGACUUUACAUGAAGUGAAAUGACAGAUUUUUAAGGUCGACAGGUCCAGAAUCCAUAUGACUGACAGGUCAGGCCAUUGUGGUGCUGAAAACUUAUAGCUUGCCUUUCUAUAGUAUUAUAGUAAAGGAAUAACAAGAUUUUUUGUUUUUGUUUUGUUAUUGUUGCAGUCAGAAAUAUAAAAAAAGUUAUUUUAUUUUCUUGUUUUAAUGAAAUAUUUGAGGAACAGGAAAUCAUGUGACUUGAGAAGGCUGAAUGUUUCAAAAUAAAAGCCCUCGAGUCAAAAUGUAAGCCUACAUAUCAAUCCACUGUGUUACAGAGUAUAAUAAUAAUAGGCAUUGUUCAGUGGAAAGGUUUAUUUAUUAUUUUGUGCAAAAAAUAAAUAAUCAGAGAGAAAAAAAAAACAUACAAUCAAUAUAACAGGUAAAUGCUGGCCUAUGAACCAAAAGGUAUAGAAACACACUCAUACUGCCAUCUACUGGUGGUAAUAAAAAUACCUAUCCUUUAAUUCAUAAUAAUUAAUUUUCCUCCUAAUAUUUCCAAUAUAUAGUCUAUUAAAUCAUAGGUACCUUAACUACUUAUUUUAUUUUUGAUACACUGCAUAGAGCAAAUUGAUCUGUUAUUAUAAAGUAAAACUUAGUGGAUGGUUACAUGGACUUAAAUGAUUUCCUUUUUCUCAAUAUUUCAUUUAGACAAGAAAACAAAAUAACUGAAUUGAAAAAACAAUUUACCCAAAUUUAAAAAUUUGUUUCUGUUGGUUUUCC